This is a messenger RNA of Anguilla anguilla (European eel), 3270 nucleotides long. RefSeq names its product solute carrier family 6 member 14 (gene slc6a14). Gene Ontology annotation, molecular function: L-proline transmembrane transporter activity. NCBI's taxonomy places the organism in Eukaryota, Metazoa, Chordata, Actinopteri, Anguilliformes, Anguillidae. The coding region runs from base 101 to 2056 and encodes 651 amino acids. The transcript has 14 exons. The record is from RefSeq and is a predicted model, not a curated record. Gene Ontology annotation, cellular component: membrane. Gene Ontology annotation, biological process: sodium ion transmembrane transport.
CUGGGUUAAAAAGAAGUCAAGGGUGGCAUACCACCUCAACUGCAGACUACAGGUGUAUGAAUGACUGAGAAUACCUCCGUUUCUGCGGGCCCAUCGCAAAAUGAAGAAAUACAGUUUGGAUUACUUCAAGGGUUUUAUAUUUAGAAACUCCAACGCAAACGAAACGGAUAAGGAUGUUUCUGAGGGGCCCGACCCUCCUGUCAGCAGUACGGAUGAGAACCUGGAGAGAGGAAACUGGGCCAAUAAGAGGGAGUAUAUGUUGUCCAUGGUCGGAUACGCCGUCGGCCUUGGAAACGUGUGGCGAUUCCCGUAUUUGACGUACAAAAAUGGAGGAGGAGCCUUCCUCAUCCCGUACUUCAUCAUGCUGGCGGUGGCUGGCAUCCCCCUCUUCUUCAUGGAGUGUUCCUUAGGCCAGUUCUCCAGCCAAGGCCCCAUCACGGUGUGGAAAGUGGUGCCAAUUCUGCAAGGUGUGGGGGUAACGAUGGUGCUGGUCAGCACUCUGGUGGCAAUCUACUACAACGUCAUUGUGGCGUACAGCAUUUACUAUCUGUGUGCGUCCUUCCAGUCGCCCCUGCCCUGGAGCGGCUGCUUCUCCUGGUCAGACGCAAACUGCGGUGUCACUCCUAAAGAGUUCUGCAAUGUCACCUCUGAGAAUGGGACUGCCACGAUGGUGAACGCCACCUGGUUAACAGACAACAAUGAAACCUGCCCUGCAGCAGACAUCGUAUCCAUACCGAUGCAGAGCCCCAGUGAGCAGUAUUGGGACUUGGUGGCGCUGCAGCGCUCGGAGGGCAUGGAGGAGGCGGGGGAGGUGGUGUGGUACCUGGCCCUGUCUCUGCUUCUGGGCUGGCUGCUGAUUGGGGCUUCUCUCUUCAAAGGCAUCAAGUCCUCAGGGAAGGUGGUGUACUUCACGGCCACCUUCCCCUACGUGGUCCUCCUGAUCCUGCUGAUCCGAGGAGUCACUCUGGAGGGGUCCAGAGAGGGGAUCGAGUAUUACAUCGGCACCCAGUCUAACCUGACCAAGCUCGCCGAAGCAGAGGUGUGGAAAGAUGCAGCUGCUCAGAUCUUCUACUCCCUGUCCAUUGCGUGGGGUGGCGUCAUGACCCUGGCAUCCUACAACAAGUUUGAGAACAACUGCUACAAGGACUCCAUCAUCGUGUGCCUGACCAACUGUGGCACCAGCGUCUUCGCUGGCUUCGCCAUCUUCUCCAUCCUGGGUCACAUGGCUCAUGUGUCUGGGAAGCCGGUGUCAGAGGUCGCCCAGGCCGGGUUUGGUUUGGCUUUCAUCGCCUACCCUGAUGCUCUCUCCAAACUGCCGGUGUCUCCGCUGUGGUCCAUCCUCUUCUUCUUCAUGCUGCUGACCCUUGGCCUGGACUCUCAGUUUGCCAGCAUCGAAGUCAUCACCACCUCGCUGCAGGACACUUUCCCCAGUGUGUUCAAGUCCAAAGGGAGCCAGCUGACUGUGGUGACCUGCAUGGUCCUCUUCCUUCUGGGCCUGCCCUGCGUCACUAGAUCAGGAAUAUACUGGGUAACACUGAUGGAUCAUUUCUGUGGCGGGUGGGUUCUUCUUGUUGCCGCAAUACUGGAGCUCUUUGGCCUGUGCUAUAUCUACGGAGGGAACCGGUUCAUCAAAGACAUUGAGAUGAUGAUUGGAAAGAAGACCUCGUGGUUCUGGCUCUGGUGGAGGUCGUGCUGGUUCUUCAUUUCUCCCUGCGUCCUCAUAGUCAUCCUGGCCUGGUCCCUGCUGACCUUCUCCAUCCCCACCUACGGCUCCGUGGCGUACCCCCCGUGGGGCGUGUCCCUGGGCUGGUGCAUGACGGCCUUCUGCCUGGUCUGGAUCCCCGUCUGCGCAGUCUGGAAGGUGCUGCAGGCCAAGGGCAGCCUGUGGCAGCGUGUUAAAACAGCUUGCUCCUGCACUGAGGACUGGGGGCCUUUCCUGGAAUGCCACUGGGGGGAGCGGUACCAGAAGAAGCAGUGCUAUUGGAGGAAGGGCUCCCUGUCCCAGCCCAACAAGGACGCCUGCGUCAUCACAAAUAUACACAGCGUCAAGCUGUGACCUCACUAUUUCAACUCCAUUUUAAAGCGUAUAAAAUGAGGGUAAGAUGGUGUUAGAGUGCAUGCGAGUGUGUGUGGGAAGAGAGAAAUCUGCAUGCAAAGUGCUGACAAUAACUCCAAAUGGUCUCUCUCUAAAGCUAUGGGUAGCUUCAAAAUGUCACCCAAAGUAUAUUAAUCAACCUAAAGCUGGACUAUGUUUCUCUUGUGAAGAGAUUAGGUUCUCUCUCAUGCUGAAAGUUAAUUAGUUUUAAAUAGUUUUCAAUAUUUUUGUUUUUUUUCUCUUUUAUAUAGAUUUUUAUUGUGCGCAACUGUAAGCCAUCUUUCUGCACAGGGUAAAUAUGGGUUUAGCCAUUUUUAAUGAAGAUGCCAAGUUUGUAUAUAAUUGCUAUUUAAACGUUGUGCGACAUUCCGCAUAUACGAGGUGUGGCUUUUAAAUAAUGAGACUAAUGCUGUAAUUCAAUUUUAAUGAAGAAAACUUACAUUUCAAUUCCUUUCCCCUUCAAUAUAUUCCCCUUCUGCAACUACACACCGCUGCAUUCUGGUCUUCCACUGAUCAAAGCAAUGCAGUAGGUCUUCUUCCGUUAGUUGUCUCAGAAGCUUUUUUUUUCAUUUUCUUCUUCACUUCUGGAGCAGACUCGAAACGGGUUCCCUUAGGGAAAAGUACUUGACCACCCUCCCUGUUCACCUGAUCGAGCACCAUGCAACUUUUUUAUUUUCCCUAAAAUCAAGUCUGCACCCAAGGGAACCCGUUUUGAGUCUGCUCCAGAAGUGAAGAAGAAAAUGACGGAGCUUCUGAGACAACUAACGGAAGAAGGCCUACUGCACUGCUUUGAUCAGUGGAAGUCCAGAAUGCAGCGGUGUGUAGUUGCAGAAGGGGAAUAUAUUGAAGGGGAAAGGAAUUGAAAUGUAAGUUUUCUUCAUUAAAAUUGAAUUACAGCAUUAGUCGCAUUGACUACAAGGCGUGGCUAUUAAAUAUUCCCCAUUUUUCCAUUUCAUGCAUGUUGUGUGUAUCAAGAACAUUUGUUGUCUUGUCUUAAGAUGUUUCUGACCAUUGAAAUAAUUUUUUUGUCUUUCUUCUUGGUCAAAUAUACUCAGGAUUAAUUUUUUAGAUAUGCCUAACUUGCUAAUAGGCAAGUAUAAUUUAGCACAUGUAUUGAUUCAAGCACAAACAUACAGUAGCAUGUUUAAUAAAACUUAAAGCACAAAUGGAAUCUU